This is a messenger RNA of Dreissena polymorpha, 2319 nucleotides long. RefSeq lists its product as uncharacterized. The transcript has 10 exons. NCBI's taxonomy places the organism in Eukaryota, Metazoa, Mollusca, Bivalvia, Myida, Dreissenidae. The coding region runs from base 115 to 1812 and encodes 565 amino acids. The record is from RefSeq and is a predicted model, not a curated record. Gene Ontology annotation, biological process: cell-matrix adhesion. Gene Ontology annotation, molecular function: calcium ion binding.
CCAAAGAUUAACAAUCAUACAGCGGUACAGGCUCUCGAUACCACUUUCAACGCUUUGGCUGUGUACACGUGUCAUCAUGGGUACAAUACAACCAAUAAGACGGUGAUCACAUGUAUGUCUGAUGGUCGGUGGAGCGGAAAGGCACCAAUAUGCUCGGAUAUUGACGAAUGCCAAAACAGGAGGAGGCCUUGCCACUAUAACGCUAACUGUACCAACAUUGAGGGCAGCUUCAAGUGCGAGUGUCAAACAGGAUACAGAGACCUGGAUGGAGUCGGUGGACAGCGUUGUGCGGACCUGGACGAAUGUGCAUUUGGUGGAGACUUUUACUGUAGGCAAGCUUUGAACCAGACACGUGUAUGCGUGAACAUCGACGGUGCAUAUGUGUGUGUAUGCAACAAAGGAUUUACUGGAUCUAGCUGUGACUUAGAUAUAAAUGAAUGUGAUUACAAUACCUCGUGCGGUCCACAUGCGGUCUGUUCCAACACGUUCGGUGGUUACAAAUGCGCAUGUGCGGGUGGAUAUCCACAGGGAAACCCAUAUGUUGGAUGCUUCGUGCCAGUUCUACUGGAGUUCAAAGCAACAGGAGACAGAUACACAAAUAUAGACAAUGAGAUAAUCGAGGCUUACCAAAUAUCAAGAAGACUACCGUACUUCGGGGAAUAUGUGCAUUGGUUCAGGCCAAGUAUGGACGGAUUUAUAUCGCUAGAUUUCCAACCUUUAUACAACCAAUAUGGAGGGGAAAAUGCCAGCGAGUGGAAGACAGCUGUUCAGAACCAUAGGGUAAUCGCUCCAUUAUGGACUAACAUCGACAGCAGAAAUAUAACAGACGGUGGUAUGUGGAUCCAUGUGUUUACCGACCAUCAAAAGGACAAGGAAGACAUUAAGAAGAUUCAGGACCUUAUCCACAUGUACACCAACCAGACCGAGUUCAACGUCAGUGUUGCCUUGGUCGCCACGUGGAGACACGUGACUGUCCACUCGCCCUACGAACCCGGAUAUGAGCUAGUUAAACAUCAGAACUUGUCGAUGCAGUGCAUACUGGUGUCAGACGAGAUGAACACCUAUAUCAUGUUCAACUAUGACCAAGAACAAUUUAGUAUCAGACCAUUACCGGAAGUGCCUGUUGCUAGUGGUUACACUCAUGUGGAUUUCCAGGGCACCAUUCUGUCUGAUAGGCAUAACUUCACAAAACUUAAUCAAGAAACCAAUGUCAUUCCAGGACUCCAUGGACGAUGGUUGUACAACGUAACUGUUGUCACCGACUCCAUGCGAAAUGAAAUCAUGUGCCAAAGGUUUUACCGAGACAAUAAUGUCACGCUAAAAGCUUGGAUUCAGAACCAGUUGGAGUAUGCACUGCCCUGUCCGUGUCAGGAGGUGCUCAUGCUGGAGGACUACACAUUCACCCGCAAUGACUCCCUACGCCCUGGGUUUGGAAGCCACAUGACAUGCUACGAGUCCUGGUUCUUCAGCGCCUAUGGAAUCAAACAGAAAUGCUGCUACAUGUUCAGCAAACUGCAGUCUCAGUACCCGGGUGCAGUGGCGGCAGAGUUUGAAAACAAGACAGUUGCAGAAUUUCUCGAGAAAGGUUACAAUCAGUGCUGCUCGCCUGGUGUCCGCAAGAAAUACUGUAACCUGUACCAGGAGAUAAACCCGCCUGAUGACUGCUCAAGAUACACGAUAAGCGACGAGAUACCGCUAAAGGCAGACAUCAUGCAUGAUGACCUUGGUGUUGAGAAGCAACACGAGGACGCGGCGGGCGAGGGGAUGCUGGGUCACUUCGUCAGAAGUGUGCGAAAAAUGUUUGGACUGUAAGCUUGACCACAUACACAUGACAAUCAUUAACAAUGUAACCGAAGUGUGAAAAAGGGGGUAGUUAUUCUUAAUUGUGCAUAUAUGAUAUGUGAUGUAGCGUCUUCCAAUUAUAUGUUUUGUAAUUUGCACCUUAGUUCGAUCUAAGAAAUGUAUUUUUAGUCAAACGCUUUUGAUUGUAAUUUCUUUUGAAAUAUGCUUCACUUGUUAAGUAUAAUUUUCAGAGGUUUCAUUGGAAUACUGUUAUUUCUAGAUACACAGUGAAUGUAUGUUUAUUACAUGUCUUGUCAGCGGGAACAAUGUGACAAUUUUUUGUAAACCUAUAGGUAAACGUACCGCAGAUGUCAGCAUGAAUGGAAAAAUGACUGGUGUAAUCUGUGUUUCUAUUUGUUUGCUGUUAAGUAUGUUACUUCUUACACGAGGAAGUCAGUGCAAUUUGUAGUACAUUAGUCAUACUUUGGAUUCGUCUAAAGGUGGUCUGCUAAAUUUAAUAAAGAUAACUUAGUUAAA